Papaver somniferum (opium poppy) is the source of this 4468-nucleotide messenger RNA. Its product is annotated as tRNA ligase 1-like. Lineage: Eukaryota; Viridiplantae; Streptophyta; Magnoliopsida; Ranunculales; Papaveraceae. The record is from RefSeq and is a predicted model, not a curated record. Gene Ontology annotation, molecular function: RNA ligase (ATP) activity. The transcript is spliced from 27 exons. Gene Ontology annotation, biological process: tRNA splicing, via endonucleolytic cleavage and ligation. Bases 280 to 4038 code for a protein of 1252 amino acids.
CUUCUUCUAUUAUGACACGCACACGCACACUUUGAUAGCUCACAGCAUCCCAUUUUGGGCGCCCAAUCUAAACAAAACUUCGCCGUGCCGAACGGACCCUAUGAGUCUUAGAGAGCGAUCAAACAAAGAGUAGGAGAGAGAAUCUGAGGGGUAUAAUUUCAAAGUUUUAACGGGUCAGUCGUGGCACCGAUAAAGAGCUGAUUCUUAUUUCUGACUGCCAUUUUUUUUUUGUAUGUAUCUCUGAUUCUCACCGCCAUGGAGAAACUUUCCUGGUGAUGUAUGUCGUUAACAUCACAUAGAAACUUCUUGUCUAUAUAUAACAUACUCAAUUUCUCAUCUUCAUUUUCUUCUCCAAAACCAAAGAAUUUCUUCCUACUUCAUCCUAGUCACAAAUUUCAAUCAUCAUCUUAUAUUAGUCUUCGUCCUCGUACAUUUGGGUUAACUGAUUCAAUAUCUGAGUUAACAAUGCCUAAUCGCAAGGGAAAAACUGGAGAUAAACGAGGUCAUCAAGUAUGGAAAGAAAGUUCAAAAUAUGGAGAUUCUUCUUUAGUUGCAGAUUCAGUGGGUUCAGCUAAUUCAGCUGCGGAUCAAGGUAAAAACAAUAAGUUAACUGGAUUAAGUAUUGGUGAACUGAAAAAACGAGUGCAAAAUGUAGCUUCAACGGUACAGUUUGGUAGUGUCCCUUCGAUACAGCAAGCACAUGUGCAGAAUAUAGCUUCACCGCUACAAUUUGGUAGUGUCCCUUCGAAAGAACCGAGUCCCGUCCAAGGCGAGAAAACCGUAUGGAAGCCUAAACAGUAUGGAACUGUUAGUGGACCGACAAAUUUUAUAGUUGGAGCUGGGAAUCCUGAUAUAACCGUGACUUCAAUUAACAACAUCAACGACCAGAAUGAUGGAGCUGCUUCAGCUGAAAAGAAAAGUGCUGGUUCGAGUAAAGUAGUUAGAGGUUCACUAGCAGAAGAUUUUGUUACGGAUAAAUACUCUUAUUCUAAUGCUAAGAUCAGGGCGACUUUUUAUCCUAAAUUUGAGAAUGAGAAAUCAGAUCAAGAGGUGUGGUAUUCUUCUGCGGGACAUUAUUCAUUGCUACAUUUUCUUUGUCCGCAGGUCAGAACAAGAAUGAUAGAAAUGGUCUCUAAAGGCUUGGCAUCUUUGGAGGUCUCCCUUAAACACUCCGGAUCUCUUUUCAUGUAUGCUGGGCAUGAGGGCGGAGCAUGUGCAAAGAACAGUUUCGGCAACAUAUAUACUGCUGUUGGUGUUUUUGUUCUUGGGAGGAUGUUUCGUGAGGCUUGGGGUACCGAAGCCUUCAAGAAGCAAGCAGAGUUUAACAUCUUUCUUGAGAGAAAUCAUAUGUGUAUAUCAAUGGAACUGGUUACUGCUGUUCUAGGAGAUCAUGGCCAGCGUCCUUUAGAAGAUUAUGUUGUAGUGACCGCAGUCACAGAGUUUGGCAACGGAAAGCCGAAGUUCUACUCCACUCCAGAAAUAAUUGCAUUUUGUAGGAAAUGGCGCUUGACUACAAAUCAUGUUUGGUUGUUCUCAACAAGGAAGUCAGUUUCUUCAUUUUUUGCUGCCUAUGAUGCCUUAUGUGAAGAAGGAACUGCUACGCCUGUAUGCAAGGCCCUUGAUGAAGUCGCCGAUAUAUCUGUACCAGCGUCAAAAGACCAUGUACAAGUACAAGGUGAAAUCUUAGAAGGUCUGGUUGCCCGAAUGGUGAGCCAUGAGAGCUCGAAACACAUGGAGAAAGUUCUGAAGGAAUUUCCCCUGCCCUCUGAAGGAGUCACCCAUGAUUUAGGACCUAGCCUACGGAAGAUAUGUGCCGACAAUAGAUCAGACGAAAAACAGCAAAUAAAAGCGCUCCUUCACAGUGUUGGAAGCUCUUUCUGCCCCGACUUGGUGGACUGGUUUGGAGAUGGAAGCAGUGAUGCUCACUUGAGAAAUGCUGACCGCUCUGUUGUUUCGAAAUUCCUACAAGCAGCUCCAACUGAUUAUGCCACAACUAAGUUGCAGGAAGUUGUUCGUUUGAUAAGUGAAAAACGGUUCCCAGCUGCUCUUAAAUGUUACUGUAACUUCCAUAAGAUAACCUCUCUUGCAGCAAAUAACGUACAUUUUAAGAUGGUUAUCCAUGUAUAUAGAGAUUCAGCUUUCAGGCAGUACCAGAAGGAGAUGAGGCGUAAUCCAGGCCUGUGGCCAUUGUAUAGAGGAUUUUUUGUUGACAUAAACUUGUUCAAAGUGAGCAAGGACAAAGCUGUAGAAGGCAACAAUGUGCAAUCAAAGAACGCAAAUGGUAGCUCCGAGACAAGUACAUCCGGAGCAGAUGGUUUAGCUGAUGAAGAUGCUAAUCUGAUGGUCAAAUUGAAAUUCCUCACAUAUAAGAUACGGACUUUUUUGAUUCGAAAUGGGUUGUCAAUUCUUUUCAAAGAUGGCCCGGCAGCUUACAGAACUUAUUAUAUGAGGCAAAUGAAAAUAUGGGGUACAUCUUCUCAGAAGCAAAAGGAACUCAGCAAGAUGCUAGAUGAAUGGGCUUCGUAUAUACGAAGGAAGUGUGGAAACAAGCAGUUGUCAUCCUCCAUAUAUCUCACUGAGGCUGAGCCUUUCCUUGAGCAAUAUGCAAGACGCAGUCCACAGAAUCAGAUUCUUAUAGGAUCUGCUGGGAAUUUAGUAAGGUCCGACGAUUUCCUGGCAGUUGUUGAAUCAGGCAGGGAUGAAGAGGGUGACCUUGAAACAGAACGGAAUGCAACAACUUCUAGUCCUACUCGUACUGUAAUGGAUUCAGUUCGAAAAGACGAGGGUCUGAUUGUAUUUUUUCCUGGAAUACCAGGCUGUGCCAAGUCUGCACUGUGCAAGGAAAUAUUAAAUACUUCUGGUGGACUUGGUGAUGACCGUCCAGUACAUAGCCUCAUGGGUGAUCUUAUCAAAGGAAAAUACUGGCAGAUGGUUGCUAAUGAACGCAGGAAGAAACCGUACACUAUAACUCUGGCUGAUAAAAACGCACCAAAUGAAGAAGUUUGGAGACAGAUUGAGGAUAUGUGCAGAAGCACAAGAGCUUCUGCAGUUCCAGUUGUUCCUGAUUCUGAAGGAACUGAUUCAAAUCCAUUCACUCUUGAUGCAUUAGCUGUUUUCAUCUUUCGUGUGCUUCAACGGGAAAAUCACCCUGGACUUCUGGACAAGACGUCUCCAUGUGUUGGUUAUGUCCUGCUGAUGUUUUACCAUCUUUAUGACGGAAAGAACCGCGGUGAGUUUGAGAGUGAGCUGAUUGAGCGUUUCGGCACUCUUGUCAAAAUACCAUUACUCAAGCCUGACAGGAGUCCUCUACCUGAUCCUGUGAAGUCUAUAUUAGAGGAGGGAAUAUGUCUUUUCGAGCUUCACAGAAACAAACAUGGAAGAUUGGAGUCCGGCAAAGGGUCAUAUAAGAAGGACUGGGCGAAUUGGGAAAUACGGCUACGUCAGGUUGUACUUGCUAAUGCGGACUCUCUCAAUGCUAUUCAGGUUCCGUUUGAUUGUGUGGUCAAACAAGUGUUGGAGCAACUAAAAGCUGUUGCUAAAGGCGAAUCUAGAACACCUACUAUAGGGAAGCCGCGGUUGAGAACAACAAUUAUCUUUGCUGCGGUCACUCUUCCAGUCGCAGAAAUCAGGACCUUCCUAAAUGGGUUGUGUGAGAAGGAUCCGAGAAUUAAAGGUUUCCUCCAGGACAAGGAUUUGCUGAGCUGCGUCACGAAAGCUCAUGUAACUCUUGCGCACAGGGGAAGCCACGGCAUUGCAGCUGUCACUAAUUAUAGUAUGUACCUCAAACGAGAUUUACCGGUAGAUCUUACAUCCCUACUCUUUUCGGAGAAAUCUGCUGCAUUAGAGGCCUGUUUAGGGUCAGUUGAUGGUGAGAAGAUAAGUUCGAAAAAUGAAUGGCCCCACGUUACCAUAUGGACUGCACCAGGAGUAUCUCCCAAAGAAGCAAAUACACUACCUCAACUGGUUUCAGAGGGCAAGGCAAUUCGCAUUAGUAUAAAUCCACCUUUCAACAUUUCUGGCACAUUAGACUUCUACUGAUUUGUCAUGGUAACUUAGUUUAGAAGUUUUGCUUACUGGGGUGAACUGUAUCAACUCAAAGGGAAAGAGAAAUUGUGGAUGGUAUAGAGUUACGUCAGAUCAGGGGAGAUGUAUCUUUUUUGACAAUUUUAAAUAAGAGGUAGGAUCCAAUGACAUGGUUAUAUUGACAUAAUCAUGACAUGGUUUGACCAUUUUUUCUAAAACACCCAAGUGAUAAUGUAUUUGAAUCUAAUUUUUUGAUGACAUGUUCCACUUAUAUAGCUUUACAGUCCUACCAAAAAUGAGAACAUUCAGAGAUGUAUAAGACUACUAUCUACCAUUUUGAAUAUCAACUGUUAAAAAUUAACGGUUGAAAUUAAAUUUUCUGGAUGGUGAAAUUUUCGUAUAUCGAAAUACUCUCAUUUUUGGCAGGAAUGAAUAUUAGCUUCAA